CACGGACCGUGGGCCGUGGCUACGAAGCGGCCCGUUACGUAACUGCUUUAUUGUCUCAAUUGUCUCGCGGCCGUUGUAGCGAUACUGCAUGAGAGAUGCGCCAGAGUCUUAAGCAGUGCGGCCAGCAUGCUCGCGUCUUCUAUCCCCGCACCCCCCUCUCAGCGGCGCUCAUUGUACGAGUCUCCUCCGCCUAUUUAGCUCCCUCUACACUCCGACCCUCCUUCCUCCCAACUUGACGAAAAAUGCACGUCUCGCCACGUUUCUUCUUCUCACUUGUGUUUGGUUGGGCAGCUUUGCCCAGCGUGGAGAGCAGGCCUUCUCUCAGUGUGGCGGUAGAGCUCUCAACAUGCGGUAGUGAGACUUCAUACGCUAUAGCAGAAGAGUGUAUCUCUACCUGCCAGCCCGUUCUGGAUGCCCAGAACUGUUCCAGAAAUGCUGCAUGUACAUGCGCAACUGCGCGGCCCAUGGCCGUUCACGAAUGCGUACAGUGCCAGCUCGACGUUGGGUCGAGCGCAGCACCGAACGUUCUUGCGCUGGUUGUACCCGCGAAACUCAAUGACUACGCAGAGCUCUGCGGAGAAGACCUCACAGCACAGGCUGUGUUACGAUUCGAUGCCGAUUCCGCCCCCGCCUCCAACGCCUCGCUUCAGAGCAGAGAGCUGCUGUCCGCCACGUGCGUCUACGGCGUCCCCGAGAUCGCUUCAUCGCCGCUGGCUAUCUGGGAGAGUGGGAAACGUGCAUGGCCGUUCUUCGCUGUUGCCGUGCUCAUGAUGCUUUGUGUAUUUGAACGUCGGUUGCACAAAUGAGCGUAUACUGUCGCUCUCGCCCUCCUUCUGAUGACCCUUAUUGUAGUGUACAGUUAUUGUUUGACUUCGCAUUCACCACCGUAUGUAUCGCAAGUAACUUAUAAAUAUUCGUGUUCGAGCUGUGGUGUCCCUGCUACGUCCUUAUUUCUACAUGACGUUGUCUCCUCUCA
Messenger RNA from Rhodofomes roseus, 976 nucleotides. RefSeq lists its product as uncharacterized. The record is from RefSeq and is a predicted model, not a curated record. Bases 243 to 806 code for a protein of 187 amino acids. NCBI's taxonomy places the organism in Eukaryota, Fungi, Basidiomycota, Agaricomycetes, Polyporales, Fomitopsidaceae. The transcript has 5 exons.